Chironomus riparius is the source of this 400-nucleotide messenger RNA. The record is from the annotation of a GenBank genome assembly. Lineage: Eukaryota; Metazoa; Arthropoda; Insecta; Diptera; Chironomidae.
GUUAAAUUUUCAUUUGAAUACUGUUCAAACUCAUCAAACAGGCUUCAGUUUUUGAGUAGAACAGCUCAAUUUAUUGUAUUCAAACUCAUCAUGAAAGCUUUACUCGUGUUUUUUGUGUUGUUUAAUUUAUCCUUUGGAUUUCCACAGUAUUCAUUUACUAUAUACAAUCCGGGAUAUGGAUUUCAACGAGUUAACACUUUCCAACGAUUUGCUCCAAUUCAAGUUAUUCAAAGAGCACCUGUUUAUUACUUUCCACAGAGAUCAUGGGUUAAUUAUCAACGUGAAGAGGUAACUCCCAAACCAAGUGGUACAAUAAGGAUUCAAUCUAUUGAUCCUUAGUUUUUUCGAUGCAUGGUUUUUUUAUUUAAUUUUAUUGUUCGUUGAAAUAGCUUGAAAAGAG